GUGUCUGGCUUUUUUUAAUUUUAUUGUGAUAAAUUAUAUUUUUAGAAAUAAAUAAUACACUGCUUACUGCGUAAAAUAAUUAUCUUAGUAUAGUAUGUUUAACUAAUUUAAUUUUUUUAACUAUAAAUAUUAAUUUGUGAGAUUUAAAAACAUAAUUAUUACAUUUCAGAUUACUGGUAUCCAAACUAUAGAACUGAAAAAAAAAAUUGCAAAAUUACAAAACUUUGCCCUUUAUGUCCAACAAAAUUAACAAACAUUUCUGUUUUGGAGGAACACUUAUUAAAAUUUCACACACCUCUCUUAACUAAUUAUCUUAAAAAAUGUUCAUUUUAAAUUGAAUUGUUUUGUAAAAAUAAUUAACAAUAAUAUUUUGAUAAUAUAGUCUAAACUGAAUUAGAAAAUCGUUGUGAUCAAUGAUAAAGUGAUGUCUGGGUUUAUGGACAUCUAUAUUUUUUAUCACUAAAAAAGUGUUAAAACUUAAUUGAGUUUCACUCAUCUAUUUGACAGUUUGGGGUUAGUCAUUAUUGUUAUUCAUAGGAGUUACAAAUGUUUCUAUGAGGUCUGAAUUCCUCGUAAUUCCCAUGUAAACUAUAUUAAUGCUUUUAGAACUUAUAUUCCAUAUUCUAUUCAAUGUAAAUAAUAGACUGGAUUAGAGUUCUUACACUAUUUUUAUAUUUUGUCCAUAUUGCUAUGAUAGCUACCAUAUAUUAGUGUAAAAAACUAUAGACAUUUUUAUAAAAAUACUAAAUUUUCCAAUUUGAAAGCUUAAAAUUUAGGUAAAAAUCAAUUUUUUGUUUAUUUUCACAUCUUAAAUCACAGAUAUUUUAAUAUAGGUAUUAGGUAUUAAGACUUCCAAUAUAAAACAAAAUUAUUUUUAAAAAAAAGUAGUAUAAUGUUAUAUAUUUUUUAUUUCAAAAAGUUUUUUUACGUUACAAUUUAUUCAAUUAAAAAUAAAUAAAUUCUUUAUGAUAUUAUUAAUUUGUCUUAUCUUUUUAUUUUUAGAACGUCUAGUGUGUCCAAAUGGCUGCGGACGGUCCUAUAAUUACAGAAAAGGUUUAAGCCAUCAGUCCCGUUAUGAAUAUGGUUAUCUCAAAAGAAUAGUUGAUUCUUUAUUUACAUGCCCAAACCAGAACUGUUAUAAAAGUUAUAAGACUAAAGGUAAUCUCAUGCGUCAUCUUAAAUAUGAAUGUGGCAAAUCACCUAAAUAUGCGUGUCCAUAUUGUAACAAGAAGAGUUCAUUGAAAUUCAACUUAAAGAAACAUAUAGCUGUGAUUCAUAAUACUGUGGCUAAUCCGCUAAUACUAAAUGUAGAUUAAUAUGUCCAAAUGGUUGUGGACGUUCAUACAAGUACAAACAAGGUUUAAAUCAACACACCUAUUAUGAAUGUGGGAAGACACCUAUGUAUGCUUGCCCAUAUUGCAAUAAAAAAAGCUAUGUUAAAUCGAAUCUUAAAAAGC
Daktulosphaira vitifoliae (grape phylloxera) is the source of this 1457-nucleotide messenger RNA. Its product is annotated as histone-lysine N-methyltransferase PRDM16-like. NCBI's taxonomy places the organism in Eukaryota, Metazoa, Arthropoda, Insecta, Hemiptera, Phylloxeridae. The transcript has 3 exons. The record is from RefSeq and is a predicted model, not a curated record. Bases 966 to 1316 code for a protein of 116 amino acids.